Siniperca chuatsi (mandarin fish) is the source of this 1927-nucleotide messenger RNA. It is a transcript of the gene slc51a, whose product is annotated as solute carrier family 51 subunit alpha. The transcript is spliced from 8 exons. The record is from RefSeq and is a predicted model, not a curated record. Gene Ontology annotation, molecular function: transporter activity. Lineage: Eukaryota; Metazoa; Chordata; Actinopteri; Centrarchiformes; Sinipercidae. The coding region runs from base 65 to 1039 and encodes 324 amino acids. Gene Ontology annotation, biological process: transport.
CGUAAGCGCAGCUGAGAGAUAACUGGAAGUUGCAUUUGUGGAAAAUCCGCCGACAAGAGUCAGAAUGAAUAAUGGAUCCAACCGAACUACUGACCCGAGCUGCACGGACAGACCUCCUCUCGCCAUCGACAUCAUCCUCAAUUUGGACAUCUUUGGCAUCAUCUUGUACUCUGUGCUCACCUUUAUGGCGACAGUGUCCAUGCUCGUCUUCAUAGAGGAGUGUAUCUACAUCUAUAGGAAAGUGCCCGCCAAUAAGAAGAGUGUAAUCAUCUGGGUGAAUGGGGCUGCACCGGUGAUUGGCACCAUGUCGUGUCUGGGGAUGUGGAUCCCCAGAGCCACCAUGUUUACUGAUAUGACCUCUGCCUGCUACUUUGCCAUUGUGGUGUUCAAGUUCCUGAUCCUGAUGCUGGAGGAGGUGGGUGGCGACGAGGUUUUCCUGAGGCGAGCAGGGAGACAUAAACUGAAGAUCAGCACGGGGCCUUGCUGCUGCUGCUGCCUCUGCCUGCCAUACGUUGCCAUCACACGACGCUCUCUCUUCCUGCUCAAACUUGGCUCCUUCCAGUUUGCUCUCCUGAAGAUAGUCUUCACCAUCCUUUCCAUUGUCCUCUAUACCAAUGGGACCUAUGACCUUGCUGAUUUGAACAUUACCGGAGCUGCUAUAUGGAUCAACCCAUUUGUGGGCAUCUUGACAAUCAUAGCACUGUGGCCUGUAGCGAUCAUGUUCAUGCACCUGAGGAUUGCCCUGCGGACACUCAGGAUUAUCCCCAAGUACGCCAUGUACCAGCUGGUGCUGAUCCUGAGCCAGCUGCAAACAGCUAUCAUCAACAUCUUGGCUUUGAAAAGGAUCAUCGCCUGCACCCCGCCCUUCUCCGCUGCAGCCAGAGGAUACAUGAUGAGUCAGCAGCUUUUGAUCCUGGAGAUGUUCAUCAUCACGCUGGUAACACGUCUGCUGUAUCGUCGCCAGUAUGAUCCUUUACCUGAAGAAGAAUGUGAUGACAAUGAAAACACCAAGAUGGUUGCAAUCCUCCAGUCUGCAUGAGAACUGUGUGUGUGUGUGUGUGUGUGUGUGUGUAUGUAUUUGUUUAAGCGAUUCUAUAAAUAAAUGUGAAUAAAUAUAAAUAUGAAUUAUUUGUACAUUAAUCUUGUGGGUGUUCAUUACGGGUCACAGAUUUGCAACCUCUUCAAAACUGUUCGCUAGACAGGGCACACCAACCACACACCUUAUCCAGUGGGAUCCAGCAGUAAUAACUGACUUGUUACCAAAAAAAGAGACCAUGCUUAUAUAUACAGUAUAUCUAUACGUAUAUAUGCAAGAGGCUUAUUUGGUAAUUAUUAUUACAGGUCCAUAAUUCCCUUAUAAUUUCCAAGGAAGUGUCCUGGACCAAACUAUGUCAUUUGGUAAUAAGUACAGGGAAAAUAGUGAAAAGGUUUGGUGAUCCUUGAGUUUAGUGUUCAGUUUAUUUCCAGAUGAAUUUUCUUCAAGGAACUGCUCAAUUUAAACCCAAGUAAACAUUGUUUCAUGAAUCAUUUAUUAUUAGAAAUGUUACUUUACCAUGUAUGUUGAAUUGUAUGUCUAUUUUUUUUUUUUUAAAUUGAAUCUUCAGCCUACCUGCUGUGCACUGACUAAAAGGCUCUCCAGGUAUGAAUGACCAAUUGAAGUACCAAAUUACUUUCCCUUGAAAUUACAGUUACAUUUCUGUUAAAUUCCAGGAAAUUACAAGAAAUAAUGGGGUCCCAAAUAUAAAGUGGCACCACUUCUUUAUAUCCACUGUCUUUUUUGUGAGGCAUUAUUGCAUAAAUGAUGAUAAACAGUAUUUUUUGUCUUGCAUUUGCAUUCUGUGUUACAACCACUGGACCUUUACUGUCAUAAUUACCAUCUGUACAAUGUAAGCAUUUUAAACAUGAUCAGAUAAAAUUUAAAACACUG